Messenger RNA from Sorex fumeus (smoky shrew), 800 nucleotides. It is a transcript of the gene LCNL1, whose product is annotated as lipocalin like 1. The transcript has 6 exons. Gene Ontology annotation, molecular function: small molecule binding. The coding region runs from base 193 to 783 and encodes 196 amino acids. The record is from RefSeq and is a predicted model, not a curated record. Lineage: Eukaryota; Metazoa; Chordata; Mammalia; Eulipotyphla; Soricidae.
CUCCUGCUGCUGGCCGUGCUGGGGUGGGAGGGUUGUGCCAGUGGUUGCCAAGCUGCUGCAGGGCACAACUUGAUCUGGGGCCUGUCAUGCCGUGGGCACAGGCCCAGGUCCGCCAGCACCCCGGGGCAUCUCAGGGGCAUAAAGGCCCGAGCCACCGAGUGUAGCUCACUCAGACCAGCAUCCAGCCCCACCAUGCUGCAGGCCCUGCUCGCCGGCUCCAUCCUUGCCCUGCUCAGGGUGACCCCAGGCCAGGCCGAGGUUCCCAUCCAGGCCAGCUUUGAUGCCAGCCAGUUCCAGGGCGUCUGGUACGUGGUGGGCAUGGCGUCGGACGACCAGGACUUCCAGGACAAUAAGGACAACAUGAAGAUGCCCAUGGUCUCGGUCACCCCCUCGGCCAACGGCGACCUGGCCCUCAAGCUUGGCUACCCCACGCCAGACGGGGGGUGUCAGAAGAUAGACACGACCUACGCCAAGGGCGCCGUGGACGGGCAGUUCAGCGAUGCAGCCAUGGCCCAGACAGACAUCAGGGUGGUGGCCACAGACUACAGAAACUAUGCGGUGCUGUACGUGGAGACGCAGAAGGCAGGCACCAGGAAUGUGUGGCUGCAGCUCUAUGGCCGAAAUCCGGAGAUGUUUCCAGAAGGCGCCCAGAAGAUGCAGCAGCUGGCCCCCCAAGUGGGCCUGAACCCCAGCCAGGGUGCCAUACUGCCCAAGACGGACCAGUGUGCCGGCACCAUUUCCAAGGUGAGUGGGAAGAGUAGGCAAGACCUCUCCCCAGAGUAGCCUUGCCAGCUCCCUGC